CUCGUGGGUACAUUGACCUGUCUCGACGGCCAUCCCAAAACUUUCGUCGACUUGUCUCGAAGAGUCGCCUAGUUCAACCGUAACUUGAAGGUGAAGAACGCAGGCGGCGGCUGGCACAAGCCAUCGCGACUUUGUGCGGUGGCUCGAAUUCGACCGACUGCGACACGAGGGGACCACAAAAUUUCUACACAACGAGACAUUACCAACAGUCCUAUCCCGCCCAACCUUCAACCACGUGAAAACCCAUUCCCUUGCCAACGUAUCAUCCAUUCCACCACGGUUCACUUUCCAUUUCGAAUUUUCCACCAUGGCUGGAGGUGGAGUGCUGAUUGACGCAAACAACGACGGGGCCAUGUCGGCACCGACCCAAGGCUCCAAGACGUACGCCGUCGUGGUGUGUGUGUUUGCAUCGCUGGGCGGCAUCUUCUUUGGGUACGACCAAGGCGUGACGGGUGGCGUCCUCGUCAUGGACUCGUUCUUGAACGACUUUUGCGUCGGCUAUGGCUCGAACACGUACCAGCAAUGCAACUCGACGGCGGCGGACCUCCCCGAGAACUGGCUCAACUUCACCACGCUCUUCAACGUGCUGUACUACCUGGGGUGCAUCCUCGGCGCGUACGUGGGGGGCGUGGUCGCGGACAAGUUUGGUCGCCGUAUGACGAUCUUCAGCGCGGGCGUGCUCUUUUGCAUUGGCACGUGUCUGCUCGUGUUUACGGUCAAGGGAGGGCACACGAUGUCGCUGAUUGCGCGCGUGAUCCAAGGCAUGGGGGUCGGCAACUCUUCGUUUUCGCUGCCGAUCUUUGGGGCCGAGAUGGCGCCCAAGGAGCUUCGCGGGAUGCUGUCCGGGUUCAUGCAGAUGUCGAUCGUGACGGGGAUCUUGCUGGCCGGGAUCAUCAACAUUGCGGUCCAGGACACAGAGCAAGGGUGGCGCACGACGAACGCGGUCGCGAUGGCGUUUCCCGUGAUCGUCAUGUGCGGCAUCUUUUGCGUGCCGGAGAGUCCUCGCUGGGUGUACAAGCACAAGAGCCGCGAGGCUGCCGAGAUAACGCUUGUGCGGUUGCGCAAGACGGACGACGUGGGCGACGAGCUGCGCGCGAUCGGCGACGCACUCGCGGAGGAAGGCACGCACGCGACGACGUGGGGAGACGUGUUCCACCCGACCGUGCGUCGCCGCGUGUACAUUGCGAUGGCGCUGCAGCUGCUCCAGCAAGCGACGGGCAUCAACCCUGUGUUUGUGUACGGCGGUCAGAUCUUCAAGGACGUGUUGGGGGACGGGCUCACGUCGCUGCUGAUUCUCCAGAUCGUCAACUUUGUGAGCACGAUCCCGGCCAUGUACUGGGUCGAUCGGUUCGGGCGUCGGAGUUUGCUGUUGGUCGGAGGCGCGGGCAUGGUGCUGGGGCACUUGGUGUCGGCCACGUCGUUCACGGUCGGGUGCAAGGGCGACACGGACGACCUCCAGUGCGACAAGUCGGCGGGGUGGGUCAUGAUUGCCGCAACGGCGUUCUUCAUCUUCAACUUUGCCAUCAGCUGGGGGCCGAUCUGCUGGAUCUACCCCGCCGAGAUCUUCCCCAUGCGCGUGCGAGCGAUGGCGGUGUCGCUGUCCACCAUGACCAACUGGACCAUGGGCGCGCUCAUGAUUGGCAUCCCCAAGUUGUUUCCGUACUUGAACAUCAAUGGCGUGUUCUACCUCUUUGCCGUGCUCUGUUCGUGUGCUGCCGUGUUUGUGUACUACUUUUGCCCCGAGACCAAGAACAUUUUGUUGGAAGACAUCGAGUUCUUGUUCCAGCAGCACGCGGGCGGUGACGCGGAUGCGACGACGGUCAAGACGCCCGUGGACAAAGAGAUUUAGGAGGUUGUAGGAAGGCGCAAGAGUAUAUAUCUAACAAAGCAGUGAAUGUGAUCGUUUGAUGGUUGCAAGAUGCA
Molecule: messenger RNA, 1923 nt
Organism: Aphanomyces invadans
Lineage: Eukaryota; Oomycota; Saprolegniomycetes; Saprolegniales; Verrucalvaceae
Exons: 2
Coding region: 308-1849 (513 amino acids)
Biological process (GO): transmembrane transport; carbohydrate transport
Cellular component (GO): membrane
Molecular function (GO): carbohydrate:proton symporter activity
Source: RefSeq, a predicted model, not a curated record